AUGGCAUUUCAAAUGUCAACUCUCUCUUCGCGUAUCAGAGCCAUUGGUCCACUUUCCCGCUGUCGUAGUGGUGACUUUCAUACCAGUGAUAUCGUUGUGUGCUCCAAAUUUAGAAACAUUUUCGGUCUUGCAAAUCGUCAGGUGUAUUCGCUGGUGCGAAGUGGGCAGAGUUCGGCGAACUCCAGCCCUGCAAAGUGCAAGGCCAUUCUGAAACCAGGGGGUAUUCACAUUGCAAACCGUGUGGAGAAGUUUUCAACAACUACAUCUGCCGCGAAGUCGUUUGAGUCGUUUCAGGGGCAUAACAAGGCCUCGACCUCCGGGGGAAAGUACGGUUCGUUGUACCGGAUCGCCCUCGCCGCGCUUGGGGUGACGACCGCGGUGGUGUCCCUGCACGCAAGUGCCCAUCUCGCCAUGGCGGCGGGGUCGGAGCGGCUAAACCUCGACUCAGCCAAAGGCGACUGGAACGAGGUGAAGGGUAAGUCUGCAGACAGACACAGUCAGGGAGUGUGGCUAGGAAUCUAUAGCUGCUCAUGUUGAGAAUGUGGUUGUUCAACAGGACCUGUUGCAUGUGAAAAGUAAAGUGGUCAAAGCUGUGAGGCCUAAAUUGCAAUAGAAAACAAGUAGGUGCCUACUCAAAUGUUGAAGCUGCUUUGCAGUGGCUCAUCGUGGCCUUAUGUGGUACUAGGCUACCAAGCCAUUAGUGCAUUACAGCUGUUCAUUUGUCAUUUCCCUUUUCACUGUGUUGUCGCUACAUUGAUUAGUGGAACGAUCAUAAUCAUCAACUCUUUGUCCCUUUCCUCUUCCUUAGAUGCCUUGCUCCAUAUGAGUCAGGAGGAGAGAAGGAAGCACUACAGGACUACCUACCUGUCCCUGGACGAGGUGCCUGUGUGGACCGCUAAGUCACUAGUGGACACAGGAGGUUGGUGGCACCUUAAUUGGGGAGGACGUGCUCGUGGUAAUGGCGCGGAAUCAAUGGAAUGGUAUCAAAUACAUCAAAUGCAUGGUUUCCAUGUGUUUGAUGCCAUUCCAUUCGCGCCGUUUCAGCCAUUACUAUGAGCCAUCCUCCCCUCAGCAGCCUCCACUGCUAGUGGACUAAACCACACUCCAUGGCAAAGGACGUUUCUGAUUAACUUAAGCAACGGCGUGGAGCUGAGACCAGGCUUUGUGGAAUCUAACUCUGACUACAUCGACUCACCCAAGGUUAAGAGUUAAAAAGAAAUAAAUUAUGAAACGCCCAUCUUUUUUUUGUACCUAUGUUUGUCCUUGUUUGCUGAAAAACUUUUUCAAUAAAUGUUAAUCAAAUACCACCAUCGACUGUUUCCUUGUUGAGAGUCAAUGGGCUCAUGCGCAUUUGCACUGAGUUGCCAUCUUAGAGCAACAGCAAUGAGCAAACAGUAGGUGGUUGUAUUUGAUUAACGUUUAUUGAAGAAGUCUGGAUUUCAGCAAACAAAGAAAGGCAUGCAGCUUACAGAGGAUAAACAUAGGUACAAGGUCGGCGUUUCAUAAUUAAAUGUUUUUAAAUGAUUGACCUUGGGAGAAUCGAUGUAGUCGGAGCUAGAUUUCACAAAGCCUGGUCUCUGCUCGACGCCGUUGGUGAAGUUCACCAUAAACUUCCUUCGCCGUGGAGUUCAGGCCGCUAGUAAGUGACCUGGUCACCUAGCAAUCUAUCUGCUGUUGUGUGCUGCACAUCAAGUAAAUGAUCUUCCCUCUGCCAGCUAUAGCCAUGCCUUACUGCCAAGGUGUCUUAUCUUGCUCCUUCCUCACACUAAACCAGUGGAGGCUGGAGGGAGGCGCUAUAGAAAGGAUGGGCUCAUUGGAAUGGAGCAAUGGAACGGAGUCAAACAUGUGGUUUCUAUAUGUUUUAUGUGUUUGAUACCGUUCCAUUUAUUUCAUUCCAGCCGGUACAAUGAGCCCAUCCUCCUAUAGCUCCUCCCAUCAGCCUCCACUGCUCUAAACCCUUGUUGUUUCUCAGCUCCCGUUCUGGGGACCCACAACACAGGUUUACAUGUGUUUGGUCCAGCCCAGCAGUAGUUAAUGUAAAUUAGUUAAUGCUAGUUUAGUAGUGUUAUCGGGCCCCAGGACGACAGCGUCGCUUAGUGUCCACUAUAGAUAUUCUGAAAAGACAACAUAUAUAAACAGUAAAACCAUGUUAAUAUUACAGUGUUAUUAUAACAGUGUUGAAAGGAGCAGGUGUUCAUCUCUGUCUCCAAGGUGAUUCAGUCAAGGGGACCAACUUCAAGAGGAACGAAGCUCUGGACAAGAAGAUCUCCCUGUUCAGCGGUGACAUCACCAAACUGGAGAUUGAUGGGAUCGUCAAUGCA
Messenger RNA from Coregonus sp. 'balchen', 2321 nucleotides. Lineage: Eukaryota; Metazoa; Chordata; Actinopteri; Salmoniformes; Salmonidae. The record is from the annotation of a GenBank genome assembly.